UUCUCCCGCGCCAUGUUUUGUUUCUCUCUCUCAAACUUUCCUAUUGAUUUUGUCGCUGUAAAAUGACGAUUGAAAGUGUGAAUUCAAAAACCAAAUCGGAGCCGUCCAGGCACGGAUUACUAGAGAGAUGUCCGGCGAAAACGCGGCGUCGAAUGCAAUCUGUACGAUCUGCUACGAAGAUCUAAAACCGGUGGCUGAGAAUCUGCAAUCGAUCUCCGCGUGUGGCCACGUGUUCCACGAACUAUGCUUGCAGCAGUGGUUCGAGUACUGCCCGGCCACGAACAAGCGAAACUGCCCGAUUUGUAAGCAGAAGUGCUAUCUGAAGGAUCCGUUCCGUCUUUACUUUCAAUCUUCCGGAAAUCAAAUCGAAUCAUCGGGGAAGGUAGUGGGAGUCGAGGAAGAUCCGGUGGUGUUGAGAGGUGAAGUGAAGCGGCUCGAAGGGAAGUUACAUAACCUUAUUUCUGCUCUGGAGGAGCAGAAGAAGGUUAAUGUUGAAGUCUCUGAUCAGUUGCAUCAAUGCAAGGAGAAAUUGGAUGAGGAGAAAGUUAAAAGGAGGGAGGCUCUGCAAGAAAUAUCAACGAACAAACACUUGCUUAAAUUAAAAUCAGAGGAAUGUGCUCAGCUUACUACUCAGUGCGCUCAGAUACAAGACAGAACUAUGGCUCUUGCCAAGGAGCUCGCAUCGCUUAAAUUGGUUUCAGAUAUAAGCUUGGAGGAAGAUGAUGUGCUGAAGCUAGCUUUGUUGGGGAAUAACGCAAAGACAAAAGAUACAAUAGACACACUUGUCAAGUCCUUGGUUAUCCGAAACAGGAGUUAUAAGGAGUUGCUAGCCAAGUGCAAUCAGCUGGGCAGAGGCGAAGCUCGAUCUUCUGAGAAACUUGAUAAAGCUUUGGAAAAGAUGGAUAGACUUAAGAAGCGAGUGAGGGAACUUGAGAUGAUAAAUGAAGAGUGUGAGAACAGAGCAAUAAGGGAUGUAAUAAAAGCUUCAAAGAAUAGCAGUGAUAGAGAAGUUUCCAAGCCUACAACCGAAAACUUGGUUUCGUUCAGAAAGCUUCCAUCUGGCAACAUAGUGGACAGAAUCUCUACACCACCUGCUAAGUUGGAGAAGAAUGAUGGCUUCACCAAUCAUGGAUCAUGUUUAGGUGGAGCUGGAAGAGAAGACUCCUUUUUUGGCAAAACGGUUAUUGAGGUGGAUGAUGAUGUUCCUGAAACCACCAUUUCCGGCAUCAGACAUUCGGAUUCUACUAUGAAAGACGAGAAGGUUGAGGAUACUAAUGUUCAGGAGAAACGUGAUGAUCCGGUAGUCAAGGAUAUUAAGUUUAACAUCAGAGAAGACUCCACAUUCUCAGCGGGGGCUGGAGACAGUUGGUUAUCAAGUGGAAAAGAUCAAAAUCUCAGAAGAUGGAGCAAACAAGGAGAGAGAAACGAAGCUCCUCAUUCACUAGGAGGUUCUGUCUCAGGAAAGGAUGAUCUUAUCUCUGUUGGACCUGAUGGUAAAGGUGGAAGAAUCAAAGUGUUGAGAUCUAAACCCCAAUUUUCUAACGCCAAUGCAAGCGCAGGAAGUGGUAAGAGAUUCAAGAGUGGAACAAAAACAAGUGGUUCGUCCUCUCAAGGGUGUCUGCAGAUCGAACACUUUUUUGGAAAACCCAAUCGCUAACUAUUCGAGGUCUGUAAAAUCAACUUUCUGGAAGAGAUAAUAAAAGAUUGGCUAAACUAUCUUGUUCUAGAUAAUGAUAACCACCAUAUAAACAUUGCUGACUGUUUGUAGCACAUAAAACCUGGUACUAUUUUCUUUUUAGUUUAGAGUUUGAAUACGAAAAGAAUGGCUAAACUAUAAUUUAA
This is a messenger RNA of Eruca vesicaria subsp. sativa (arugula), 1842 nucleotides long. Lineage: Eukaryota; Viridiplantae; Streptophyta; Magnoliopsida; Brassicales; Brassicaceae. The record is from the annotation of a GenBank genome assembly.